Dreissena polymorpha is the source of this 4531-nucleotide messenger RNA. RefSeq lists its product as uncharacterized. The transcript is spliced from 3 exons. Bases 136 to 3750 code for a protein of 1204 amino acids. Lineage: Eukaryota; Metazoa; Mollusca; Bivalvia; Myida; Dreissenidae. The record is from RefSeq and is a predicted model, not a curated record.
AGAUAUUUGACGUCAUGAACGCAAGAUUUAAAGAUGGAAGUACAAAGAACGUCGCUUUGUUAACCGCUGCGAAAGGAUUUACUAUACACAUGAACGACACUACCUCAGAUUUCCGCAGACGACACCACAUCCUCAAUGGCGACGCAGUCAAAUGAUAUGAAUGGAGAUGAACACUCGAUCACAACAUACGGAGUGUCAUGUACGGCGGGCGUAGCCCGUAACGCACGACAGCGUUCACCAAACAACGUCAUACUGCAUGAAGACGCAAAAUCGUGGCUUCUGAAAAAACACGACACUACAUUUCGCGAUAACUCCCAAGCGAAGACUACUAAACCAUUCAGUUAUCCGACGCCCCCUAAUCAAGGCUCCGGUUCCAGUUCCAUUGCGGUAUUAUCAGUAAACGCUGGCGAAGUAGAGAACACGAAUCAUGGAUCGAACAGUUUAAAACUGCCUAUUAUUCUCCCGCGACCCGUUAACAACGCUGUCCCCUCCCCGGGAGCUGAUCAAAACAGAAAGCAGCCCGUCUACACAGUUCACAGCAUUCCGGUCGUGAACAACGCCCCCUACCUUGCACAACAACUGCUGACUCAGGCGACACCGGCCGCUCCCUUAACCUACAAGCUACCGCGCUACAAAUACCACGCCAUGGAGAAGCAUGUGAUGGGUACAUCAGCGAUAAUCCUGCCCAGACCGGAUGUGCUUCUGGGAGUUGGUAACGCUACGAACGAGAUGUGCACCAAUAGCAGACCCCGAAACACACAAGCGGGAAAUAAGACACAGACGGAGGCGGUUAAUCGUUCAAAUGACAAAAGCGAUGCAUUGACUCCCCGGCGUGUAUUUCUAGUACAAAAGGGUGAUGAAAAUAAAGAGACACUAAAAGCCUCUAACAGUACUGCAAUUAAUCUCCCGUUUACCGAGACUAAUGUGCAUAAUACCGUCGGAGAGUUUCUUCAUUUUACUGUGAAAUCUGAAGGACACGAGCAAAGCGCUCAAUCGGUAUCUAUUUGUAUCGAUCGACGUGAUGGAAUGCAAACGGAUAAAGCCAUAGGAUCUCACGCCGGAAACCAUGAAGACCAUCUGAUGGAGGCCAUAAACAGAGUCGCCAGUGGGGAAGCGGAAUUUGAAUCUCCCGAGACUCUCGCGAACAAGCGGAGAAAGACUGAAAUGCAGCCUUCUUUGCAAAUACUGACUCCAACAAGAUCAGCCGGUAGUGCCAAUAUUCUUAAGGAUCAGACUGAGAACGAUUUGCUACAGGCGCAUACUGUUAAAACAGAGAGUGAUACAAAUGCGACGCGUUUGUCUAUUGAAAAAAGACCCAGCACGGUUCACGGAUUCGCAAAGACAAUGGAGUCUCUAACUCUGCGAUAUGGGAAGGCUUUUGUGUCACGUAACAUUGACGGCGUUAUGAAAUCGAGUAGUGACGCCAUAACGGCCGUAGAGACCAACAAACUCGCCUUGGUUAAAAAUCAUCAUUUGUUGGCAACGAAACCGAAUUCUUGUGAAAAUAAGUCGAAGAACGUACAAUCGCCGUUAUUACAAGAAGCAACUUCUCCUCAAGGACUAAACGAACGUGCGCCAAUUGAGAAAAACAAGUUAGAAGUAAGCAAAGAUAUUGGUCAUUCAGCGCAUUCGAUGAGUAUCGUUCACUCACUUGUUUCAAAUACAGACUCUGAAUGUAACACAGACAGUCCACAAAGUUGUCCAAUCGUCAUAAACAAUGCGGAGGCAACAAGGCCACCCCUCACCGCUUCGAUGAACCCUGUUGUGCAGCUUAACAAGUUAUCUGGAAUUGAAGCCAGCUCAACAGUGAAGGUAGCCACAAGUAUCACCGGUCCGACGAACGCGAACACCAAGAAAAUUUACUACAUUCUUAGUAACAAAGACAUUGAGACUCUCAAAGCCAAAAACAAACUGGCGAAACUCCCGAGUUCAUAUCAGAUUCCAAGCUCGGGCGAGGGGCAAAUGGCUAUAACGCCUGCGACACAGAAUUCGGGCGCCGUAACGUCUGGAAGACCUGACGUUCCUUACGGCGGCAACGUUACGGUGGCUGAGCUUUUGAAAAGAAAAAGAGAGGCUAAUCAGAAAACAGCAGAAAGCAAGUCCAACGGCACAAUUAAGUUCUUCAGUAGAACUGUAACAGAAAUUGAGCACAGAAAAGUUUUAGCAAGCCCAUUUAAGGAUACUGUCAGCGUACCAAUUCGUGCAGAUGAAACGGGGAAAUCAAGCAAAUAUGCAACUUGUGAUGCCUCUGAAGGUAUAAAAGUGUUUCGACCUCAGGAUAUUGUGAUCAACAAAGCGAACCGAGCGUCAGUGUCACCGUGUAGUUCGCCAGUAGCAGGCAACUUAAAUUCGAGCCCAGAAAUCAAGCAAGCCACGAUCGACGCUCUGAAGCGCUUGACCUUCAAGGAUCAAGAGCACACAAUUGCUCAAGCGGUGGGACGAAAUGAUCAUGUAUCUGUGAAAAUAGGACCAAAGACAUUUAUUGUAAAAACCACCGACGUUCCAAAUGCGACAGCUGCACGGCGUACGACCCUUCCGGCACCUAGACCGCGAAAGGACCUUGGCGAUAACGACAUUUGCAGAAAGAGACGUAAAAGCCAUACAUCGACGUUAUUUUCAAAGAAGAACAAAACCGAUGAUUUAGGUGAAAUAAGCCCAAGCACAUACCAACUGAAUUCGCCAUGUCUUGAGCUCGCGUACUCUCUUAAUUUGAUACCUUAUCACCCUGGUUUAAUUAAACAGGGAGUUAUGUAUUCAGUGAAUGGCGCCGUCGAUAAUUCUGGUCAGGCGGGGAGUGUACAGGAUAUGAUUCACGAUGAAAAUGACGUCAAAUUUGCAAACAUUGUUCAGAUAUUCAAGCACGAUUCAGUGCCAUCAUCAUAUCACCUUGCAAGUGUUAAACUCACGUUAAGUUCAGGGUCUUGUGGGGAGUUUCGAAGAUGGUUCGACUAUUCGGACUACCCAUGCGCCAUUCACAUGUCCGACGACGGUGUUAUAGAGCAUCUUGAAAUAGAAUCUGUAAGAUCGGGACUGUAUAUCGUCAUUGACUGCAUUGAAGGGCUGCCAAACCGAAGCCGGUGCGUCGUGAAGGCCGUGCUGUCCGUGUACCCUCCGCACUUGGCGGCUAUUCCUUCCAACACAUUGGCCAUAGUAAUCGGCGACAUCUUUGAAAGUGAAGCUGCGAGCCGGGACGCGAUGGACUCUAUCAGCAAGACUAUGAGCAUGGAAGAGGUUAUCAAGACAUUCCUUGAAUUGCAAAAAUCGCAUUUCAGUCCUGAGUUACUUGACAGGAAGUAUGGCUCAACAACAGAUCGCAGCCAAUCUCCGAAAUACCAUUCGCCGUUAUUUUAUUCGAAAAGUAUGCACGGUAUCUUUGAGCAACACAUUCUCCCGACGCCAGUGAGUUCGCGCCAUAGUAUAGCAGCUAGUGACAGUUGUAGCAGCAGCGUGACAGUGAGGGCCGGAAGUAAUCUAUCUCAUUUAAAGCCCAAUGGGGAUUUUACACGGUUCAGUGAACGCGCGAUGGCGUUGAAAAUCCGUCAAAACGAGUUGUUUGCGUCCUGUCAGAGACUCAAAAUAACGCACUUGAAGAAACGACCGAUUAAGCGUAAACGUCGUGAAAUAGAAAAGGAGGAUCAUACUGAUAACUCUGUACUCAUGGGCAUUGCCGUUAUAAACGUUUGUGAUACAGUAAGAAUGAAGAACUGUAGCAAGUCUGACGCUAACGGAGUAAUCGACGUAGUGAGUUGAUGUGAGUGGUGUCGUCCGUACGGUUUCUGAGUUCGAUUUGUUACAGUCAAAGAACGUAUGUUUAAGGUUUGUUUUAAUAAACGUGCGUAUAUUACUAUUUCCGGUGAAUGUUUAAGGCUCUUGUUAUGAUUGAAUGUGUGACAGACAAUAUUUCGCUCGUUUGCAUCAAAUGUGUUACAGACAAUACAUCGCUCGUUUUCAUUUAAUGUGCUACAGACAAUAUAUCGCUCGUUUUCAUUGAAUGUGUGACAGACAAUAUAUCGCUCGUUUUUAUUGAAUGUAUAACGCGCAAUAUGUACUACGCUCGUUUUGAUUAAAUAUUAAAUAUGUAUCUGGCAAUACAUUGUAUUUACUAUUCUCAUUUUCAGUUAAUGUUACUUUACUCACAGUAUGUACUACAGACAUGUUCGUUGAAUGUGCUUCUUACAAUAUGUACUAUGCUCGUUUUCAUGGAUUAUGUUUCUGACACAAUGCACCGCACUCGUGUCCGUUGCAUUAUUACUAUCAAUGUAUGCUUCGUUCGUUUUGAUUAAAUAUGUUACUGACAGCAUGUUCUUCACUCGUGUACGUUGACUUAGUUACUUCCAAUAUGUACUGCACUCGUGUUCGCUGUAUGUGUCAAUGACAAUGUGAAUACAGUCAGUACAUGAGCUGAUUAUUGACAAACAUUAUUAACCUCAGAUAUGUUCCGAUAUUGCACCUUUUCCGUUAAAUAUGUAUAUGCUUAGUUUUAUUUUGGUAAGUCAAUACUUAAGGUAUAAAUACAGUUACCUCAAGCGCU